Molecule: messenger RNA, 885 nt
Organism: Necator americanus (New World hookworm)
Lineage: Eukaryota; Metazoa; Nematoda; Chromadorea; Rhabditida; Ancylostomatidae
Exons: 4
Coding region: 1-885 (294 amino acids)
Source: RefSeq, a predicted model, not a curated record
AUGCCGCUCUGUCUCACCUUCAUCGACUUGAAAAAGGCCUUCGACUCAGUUGAGAUGGAAGAGGUCGUGGAAGCCUUGGACAACCAAGGCGUCCCUACUCAGUACAUAAAGCAUCAGCCAAGCGGAACGAAUGCUGACCGAAUUCGACGAAACAUGUGGAUGCAUCGGUCUUCAGCUGAAUCUACAAAAGACGAUGUUCAUGCGGAACGGAUGGGUCUCGGAUGCUCCAUUCACGCUCAACGGAACGAAUAUAUCCGAAUGCACCAGCUACGUUUAUCUGGAUCGGGAACUGAAAUGAUGAACGACCUGACCCCCGAGCUGGGCAGGAGGAGACGAGUGGCUUGGGGAGCGUACAAGAGCAUCGAGGAUGUAGUGAAGAAGACCAGGAACACCCGGCUCCGUGCUCACCUCUUCAACACCACCGUACUUCCUGCUUUGACCUGUGCUUCAGAAACGUGGGCAUUUCGCAAGCGGGAAGAAAACGCGGUGAGCGUCAUUGAAGGCGCAAUUGAGAGAGUGAUGCUAGGAGUAUCCCGUUUCACGCAAGUGAGUGACGGGAUUCGAAGUCCUCUCCUACGUCAACGACCGAAGAUUAGAGACGCCGCCGCGUUUGCCAAGGAAAGUAAAAUAAGCGCACUACAGGAAGACCGCCGACCCGAUGAUCAGAUUUCUUCACGAAGUCCUUCAAAGAAAAGUAUGAUGAUCUUCGUGUCCCAUGCGAAAGGAGGAACCACUGGGCGAUUGGGACAAAUGGAAGAAUUACUGGCGCCCGCUCGACCAGUUCGAAGAUCAACGGGAGUCAAGGUGAUCAAGGUGAUCAAGCACGAUCAUUCUAUAUCAAUUCCUCGAUUAAUGCAAAACUUUCGCCGUACCCGCCAUUUAUAA